Triticum aestivum (bread wheat) is the source of this 2081-nucleotide messenger RNA. RefSeq names its product probable periplasmic serine endoprotease DegP-like. The record is from RefSeq and is a predicted model, not a curated record. The coding region runs from base 90 to 1409 and encodes 439 amino acids. The transcript is spliced from 10 exons. Gene Ontology annotation, molecular function: protein binding. Lineage: Eukaryota; Viridiplantae; Streptophyta; Magnoliopsida; Poales; Poaceae.
CCUCCCAACCACGAACACGACACAGUCGGUAGCGGCGGCGCGAUUGCAAGAGGGUCGGUCGACGGUUGAUUCCCAUCGAUCGGAGAAAGAUGAUGGGUGCGGUUACGGAGAGAUCCAACAACAAAAGAACCAUGGCGGCCGAUCCGAUCAGUCGAGACGACCCCUUGGCCAAGAAGAAGAAGGUGGUGGAUCUGGGGAGCGACAGCGACGAGGACUUGCCCAAUCCGUCACAGUGGGCGGGGGUUAACCCUGAUUCCUUCAGCGAUGACUACUUGGCCAAGAUGGAAAAGGCCAGACUCGACGAAGAAUCAGCUCCCCGCCCUGUGAAAAUUGCCACGCUCAACUACUACAAACCUGCCACCAGGUUUCACACCAUCGAGCUUUUCCCCGUCCGUCGAUCCGGAAGCAAGGCCGUGCUCCUCGCUGCGAAAUUUCUUCUAGGGAUUUCAUCCUCUCUCGAUGGUGAACCGCUCAGACGGUGCUCUGGCUUCUGGGUCGAUUGGGAUGAGGAGAAGAAAACUGGCCUUGUUUUGACAACUGCGCGGCUGAUUCGCACAAAGGAUGCUCCUUACAGUGUCUGGUCAGGCGGUGAAGAGUAUGCUACAGAUGCUGAUGUCACUGUUCAUUUGCUAAAUGGCACCAGUGCAAAGGGCCAGCUGGUCUAUCUCCAGCCCCACUACGAUCUCGCUUUCCUGAGUGUUCAGAUGGAUCAACCAAUCAACUUACCAUCUUUGAAUGAAAAAGAUGUAGAAUUUGCUCAAGAGGUUUUUCGGCUCGGAAGAGACAAUUCCUUAAAUCUAAGGAUAACAUAUGCCAGGGCAGAAUAUUUGAAUCCAACCAUGUUUGAGCGGCACCACAAUGUAUACCUCCGUUCUCCAGAUGGCCAUGGUGAUGAUAAUGAGUUUGACUAUGGGGGGCCAGUUAUUGACCUGUGUGGAGAAGUUGUCGGAAUGGUCAACGACCCUAAGAGAUUUGGGUCUUUUAUACCUUCUUCCAUUUUGCUCAAUUGUUUGGAUUCAUGGAAGAAAUAUCAGCACAUCGCCCGGCCUCAUCUUGGAAUGAUGUUUAAGGACAUCAAACUUCUAGAACCUGCUCAUGUUGACAUGUUAUGGCGUAAGUUUAACAUUGAUGAUGGUCUUAUUGUUCAAGAGGUGUCGGGAGGAUCUCCUGCUGAGAAAUUUGGAAUCCAAAAAGGUGAUAUUAUUGAAUCUUUCAGUGGAAAGCCUGUUUCUUCCACAAUUGAGCUGGAAAAUACACUGAUGAGCAUAUACAAGGGAACCUUAGAUGCUGAAGUUCAUAUUUCUGUUGGGGUGUUUCACACACUCGAAGAACAACGGAGCACUGUAGACUUAACUGCAAAAUUAUCAGAACUUGGAGAGGUUAUUAAAAGAGGUCCUACAGACUCUUGAACUGGCUGCCAGGUCGAGGGGGGAUGUUUCUAUAGUGUGGCCACAUGUAGUACUAUAGAUAUAUUACAAAUAACAUCUUUAUCUGUAAUUUAGUGCCUAGGUCCUCCAAAGUAGCAGCUCUCCUUGUGGGAUUUCCUAUACUACAAUUGAAACCCCUCUUAGUGCCCGAGGAAGCGUUGUUUGUUGCCUUAUCUCAUUUGGUGGUCAACAAGGCAAGUAUCUUGGCUCUGCACAUAUGGCUAUGCAUGAGGGGACGAGACUUGCCUGCUCCCCGCGUGUGUGCCCAUCCGUGCUCCCGCAUACGUGGCAUGAUUUGAUUGGAACAAAAUAAGACCCGGCCCCACCCCCUUAAAAUCAGGGGGGAGAUGAUUAGAUUAGAAAGGAAAAAAGAAAAAAGACAACCGUAAGAUGAAGUGGGAGCACGGAUGGGAGCAUGGGGAGGGAGCAGGCAAGCCGAAUCCUGCAUGAGGAGCACCAAGUAUCUUGGCUCAUGAACUUUGUGGAAAAGCACUACUAAUUUUUAAUUGUUGCUGAUUUGUGGAAAGUCUUUUCUAUGGUGAUCUGACUGUAAACACAUGUAUAUUUUUCUGCUGUUAUACUUGGAUGAAAUUUCUAAGUUGCAAGUGUAAGGUGGCCUCUCCACUAUUAAACCACGUGUCACAAUCCUAGCAA